AUGGGUCUUCACAACCCAUGGUUCUCACUUGAUAAUCUUUUUCCUUCUCUCUCUGUCUCAGUGGGCAUAGUUGGUGUGUCCAAUGCUGCUAGUCCCCGGAAUUUAUGGCAGUUCCGCAACAUGAUCAAAUGCACCAUCCCACACAGUGACCCACUGAAGGAUUACAACAACUAUGGCUGCUAUUGUGGCUUAGGGGGCAGUGGGACGCCAAUGGAUGAGCUAGACACAUGCUGUCAGAUUCAUGACAACUGCUAUUCUGCGGCCAAGAAGCACCCCAAGUGUAAAUUCAUUCUGGACAACCCCUACACGGAGUUCUAUUCCUACAGCUGCUCUGGCAAUAACAUCACUUGCAGUGAGAAGAACAAUGAAUGUGAGGCGUUCAUCUGUGCCUGCGAUCGCGCAGCCGCCAUCUGUUUCUCAGGGGCUCCCUACAACCCGGACUACAAGAAUAUGAACACUGGCAGAGACUGCAAGUGA
Molecule: messenger RNA, 477 nt
Organism: Gekko japonicus
Lineage: Eukaryota; Metazoa; Chordata; Lepidosauria; Squamata; Gekkonidae
Gene: PLA2G1B
Product: phospholipase A2 group IB
Exons: 4
Coding region: 1-477 (158 amino acids)
Biological process (GO): fatty acid biosynthetic process; arachidonate secretion; phospholipid metabolic process
Molecular function (GO): phospholipid binding; signaling receptor binding; calcium ion binding
Source: RefSeq, a predicted model, not a curated record